Messenger RNA from Didymodactylos carnosus, 312 nucleotides. The record is from the annotation of a GenBank genome assembly. NCBI's taxonomy places the organism in Eukaryota, Metazoa, Rotifera, Eurotatoria, Philodinida, Philodinidae.
AUGCCGCCAAAACGAAGAGCCCUGAUGGGCAGAAGUACAUCAGCAUCGAGAAGAAUGGCAGCGUCUCGAGCAGCUGAGAGUCCAGAACAAGGGCAGGUUCGAUGCCAGGAAGAUCGGACAAGGCAUGCGGCCUGCAGAACAGCUGAGACUCCGAAACAGAGACGCAAUCGGGUCGAUGAUCAGCGUACAAGACAAGCAGCUGAGACUCCAGCACAGAGACAGGUUCGACGUGAGGAAGAUCGGACAAGGCAUGCGGCCUCCAGAGUAGCCGAGACUCCGGCGCAUAAGCGGACUCGAAGUGAAGAUAAAUAA